AUGACUGAAACUUUAGAAGUAAAAAAGGUUGCCAUCAUUGGUGGUGGUCCUGGCGGAUUGACCGUGUUAAACGAGUUACUUCAUACCGGCAAGGAUGGAAAGAGCACUAUCGUGAGUCCCACAUCCAAUUCCAGCUAUCCGGCCGACCCAGCAUUUGACGAGAUUGUUGUGUUCGAACAGAACGAUAGAAUUGGUGGUGUUUGGUCUUAUUCGAAGGAGGUCGACCCGCCUUUUCCUGCAGACGUGGAGAACUACUCCAAACCAGAGUCGUUAAGACCGCAUUUGACAGAUGCUGCACUGAAAGACUUGGAAGCAGCAAAUGCGGAUCAUCCUAUUGUUAUUCCGGCGAGAGUUGAUUUGGCCAAGAAGUACGAGAAGCGCUGGAAUAAAAGUGCAGUGUACGAUCAUCUUUUCACAAAUAUUCCAAACUUUCUCAUGAGGUUCUCGACUAGUUUUGGAAAUGAUAUCCAUUUAGACAAAAACUCGAAAGUCUACGAGCCUUUUGCCACUCAUCAAAAUGUUCUCAAUUAUUUGAACGAUUAUGUGCAAGAAUACGACAUGCUCAAGUAUGUGCGUUUCAAUACUUCAGUUGAAAAGGUCUACAAAAAGGGUAAAAAGUGGUAUGUUUCGGUCUGCAAGUACUGCAAAACAACCAACACAUUUGAGUAUUACACAGAAACCUUUGACGCUGUUGUUGUUUCAAUUGGUCGUUUCAACGUUCCUUUUUUUCCAAAAAUAGAAGGCUUACACGACUUUGAUCAAGCUCAUCCAGGGGUUAUUAGUCACUCCAAAUCGUUUAGAAGUACAGAACAUUUGAAAGGGAAAAAGGUCAUGAUUGUUGGUAGUAGUGUCAGCGCACUGGACAUUGCCCAGUACUUGAUUCCUAUAUGUGAUUUUCAUAUUUCAAGCAACACUCAUUCGGCGGCUGUCGAUGGGAAAUCGGAUGAAAUUGUGCGUCCAAAGAAAGACUGGGUUGAAAAAGUCUUUUCAGAUGACAACGUGAAGUGGACCAAGCAUGGAAGAAUUUCCCGUUUUCAUAGCAAUACAGUGGAGUUCGAAGAUGGUACUACGGAAACUGGAUUUGAUUCCAUACUGUUUUGUACCGGGUAUCACCUUUACUAUCCCUUUUUGGAUAUAGCAGAAAACAAGGGUAAGGAAUACAUUUCCAUCUCUUCCGGCUUUGACGGGAAUCCCAAUUACGCAAUGAAUAAGGUUGACAAUCUUUACCUUUACACUUUUACUAUUUCAGACCCAACGUUAUGUCAUACCGGUAUUGCGCAUAAUCCGUUGUUCUUUUUGACCUCUGAGGCUAACGCUAUUGCAAUUGCAGGUGUUUGGUCAAAUAGCAAAAAGUUACCUCCAGUGGAAGUACAAAGAGAAUUUAUCAAUAAUAGAUUCAAGGGUAAAAAGUUUGGAUUCCAAGUUUAUGAUGAAACCACAAUUAGAGACUUGAUUACAAGCUGUUAUGCUUUAGGUCCUGAAAACCGGUUUGAUUUCUUACCUUAUAUUCGUGAUGGUGAGAUUCGAAGUUCAAAAGAGGUUUUAUGUGAUUUGUUCUAUAAAUUCUCCAAGGGAGAAUUGGAUGAAUUUGACAAAUCCAUACAAUAUAACGAUCAAUAG
Molecule: messenger RNA, 1620 nt
Organism: Pichia membranifaciens NRRL Y-2026
Lineage: Eukaryota; Fungi; Ascomycota; Pichiomycetes; Pichiales; Pichiaceae
Exons: 1
Coding region: 1-1620 (539 amino acids)
Molecular function (GO): N,N-dimethylaniline monooxygenase activity; flavin adenine dinucleotide binding; NADP binding
Source: RefSeq, a predicted model, not a curated record